AUGGUUCUCAAGACUGAACUCUGCCGAUUCAGUGGUGCAAAGAUCUACCCAGGAAGAGGCAUCAGAUUUAUUCGUAGUGAUUCACAGGUUUUUCUAUUUGUGAACUCGAAAUGUAAGAGGUAUUUCCACAACCGUUUGAAGCCUUCAAAGCUCACAUGGACUGCCAUGUACAGAAAGCAACACAAGAAGGACAUUGCUCAAGAAGCAGUAAAGAAGAGACGCCGUGCUACCAAGAAGCCGUACUCUAGGUCCAUUGUUGGUGCUACCCUGGAAGUCAUUCAGAAGAAAAGAGCUGAGAAGCCUGAAGUUCGAGAUGCAGCUAGGGAAGCUGCUCUGCGUGAAAUCAAAGAGAGGAUUAAGAAAACAAAGGAUGAGAAGAAAGCGAAGAAAGCAGAAGUAGCAUCUAAGUCACAAAAAUCAGGCAAAGGCAAUGUUCAGAAAGGUGGUUUGCCCAAGGGUCCUAAAUUGGGCGGUGGCGGCGGUAAACGCUGA
This is a messenger RNA of Lathyrus sativus (Indian pea), 492 nucleotides long. Lineage: Eukaryota; Viridiplantae; Streptophyta; Magnoliopsida; Fabales; Fabaceae. The record is from the annotation of a GenBank genome assembly.